Racocetra persica is the source of this 210-nucleotide messenger RNA. The record is from the annotation of a GenBank genome assembly. Lineage: Eukaryota; Fungi; Glomeromycota; Glomeromycetes; Diversisporales; Gigasporaceae.
AUAUGGACCUUGUCCAAGAUGUGGCGAUAUAUUCGCAACAAACCAAAAAUUCAACAACUGUGCCAGUUUCUAGCUCUGAGCCCUUGUCUAAUUUAGAUUCGCAAUUUCAAGUAAUAAAAGAUCCUAAUGCUAGAAAAUCAGAUAAGUCUGUUAAACAAUGGGGAUCGAGAUUACGAAAAAAAGUCAAAGAAUUAGGUAACAAGGAUCGUG